Molecule: messenger RNA, 1821 nt
Organism: Aspergillus versicolor CBS 583.65
Lineage: Eukaryota; Fungi; Ascomycota; Eurotiomycetes; Eurotiales; Aspergillaceae
Product: mannose-1-phosphate guanylyltransferase
Exons: 4
Coding region: 342-1652 (436 amino acids)
Biological process (GO): biosynthetic process
Cellular component (GO): cytoplasm
Molecular function (GO): transferase activity
Source: RefSeq, a predicted model, not a curated record
AGCCAUUGUUCUUUCUAAAAAGAAACCCGCAAAUUUUGUACUGAUUCCGGGGAUUUAAGCUGGUGCAAAGAAAGAGCUCGAUCUCUGGUGUUCCUGGGUCUGGAGCUUUAGUCGGUGGGCCUCGACCUGAUCAACUGACUAGACGGGCACCUGUGAGGUCACUCCCCCUCGACGCUACAUCUCCCCUGAAUAAAUAUUUCUCCAGUACGACCUUGAUCUUCGGAUCUCAAUUCCUCUUUGUUCUCGCGGCUGCUCCUUUCUAUCUAUUUACCCCCCUCAGACCGAUUUCUUCUAUCUUAUCCUCCCACUCAAUUCUAGCCUUUGCCCCUCAUCCACCCACAAUGCUUCAGGUGCCCGUGCGGGAACACACCAACGUGGCCUCCACCAAGGCCGUGAUCUUGGUUGGUGGUCCGUCAAGAGGAACUCGUUUCCGGCCUCUGUCUCUUGAUGUUCCAAAGCCUCUAUUCGAAGUCGCUGGCCAUCCGAUUAUCCACCACUGCCUCAAGGCUCUCGCCAAAGUCCCCGAGCUUCAUGAAGUUAUCCUCAUUGGCUACUACGAUGAGAGCGUUUUCCGCGACUUCAUCAAAGACUCCUUCAAAGAGUUCCCCCAAUUUCGGAUUUCAUACCUACGAGAAUACACAGCGCUAGGAACUGCCGGAGGUCUGUACCAUUUUCGCGAUGCCAUCCUAAAGGGAAAGCCGGAGCGCAUCUUCGUGCUCAAUGCCGACGUCUGCUGCUCGUUCCCGCUUGGCGAAAUGUUGAGGCUGUUCGAGGAGAAGGAUGCUGAAGCAGUUAUUCUGGGAACACGGGUUCACAAUGACGCGGCUUCAAACUUUGGGUGCAUAGUGUCAGACUCCCACACGAAACGUGUCCUUCACUAUGUCGAAAAGCCAGAAUCACAUAUCUCCAACCUCAUCAACUGCGGUGUUUAUCUCUUUGCAACUGAAUGCAUCUUCCCAUCUAUCCGCAGCACCAUCAAGCGACGAACGGCUCGCCCACGUCUACUGUCUUACCCUUCUUCCGAUAAUUUGGAGUCGUCCUUUGUUGGCGAGGAUGAUUCAACCCAGACCGAGGUCUUGCGUUUGGAGCAAGAUAUCCUCUCCGACCUUGCCGACAGUAACCGUUUCUUUGUUCAUGAGACCAAGGAUUUCUGGCGCCAGAUCAAAACCGCUGGAUCUGCUGUUCCGGCCAAUGCUCUCUACCUCCAGAAGGCAUUCCAGGCUCAAUCGGAGGAACUCACCGCUCCUUCCGCCACCAUUGUUCCUCCAGUCUAUAUCCAUCCCUCCGCCAGCGUAGACCCAACAGCGAAACUGGGUCCUAAUGUGUCCAUCGGCCCCCGUGUAACUGUUGGCGCAGGUGUUCGUAUCAAGGACUCGAUUGUUCUCGAAGACGCAGAGGUCAAGCACGAUGCAUGUGUUAUGCAUGCAAUCAUUGGGUGGAGCGGGCGAGUCGGGGCCUGGGCCCGUGUGGAGGGAACCCCGAUUCCGAACGGAAGCCACUCUACCAGCAUCAUCAAGAACGGUGUCAAGGUGCAGAGCAUCACCAUCCUCGGGAAGGAGUGCGGUGUGGGUGACGAGGUCCGAGUUCAAAACUGUGUUUGUCUGCCGUAUAAGGAACUCAAGCGCGACGUUGCCAACGAGGUUAUCAUGUGAGGCAUUUAAGCGUAUCAUCUCAUCAAUAUUAAACUAAUACCACCAAUUUUUUGACAAUCAAAUUAUUAUGUUUAUAUAUAUUCACUAAAAAGCUUUGGUGUAUAUUUUCUGGUACCCAGUGAAUAAAUCCUUUAGACAAAGUAAAGAACGCAAACAAAGCCUUUAUUCC